UCCCGACAUGCAAAGCCUUUCCCCUCCCCACGCUCGAUCAAAUCUGGAUCUCGGCGGCGGCGCCUCCUCCCUCUCCCCACGCACCGACGCAUCCUUUGGAGCCCUCCCCGCCACCUCCCUUCCGAGCGCCCACGCGACUGCCCCUCCUCGCCGUAUAUCGCGGCCGUGAGAGCCUCAAGAGGCUGGGCAUGGAGGACCGCUUCAAGGGGAUGAUCUUCUUCGAGACUCUGAACCCGCUGUGCCUGCUGACUGCUGUUGCCGUGCGACCAGGCGCCCGAGAUCUUCGACAUCGCUGGUCACUUCGCUGGGCCAGGCAGCGCCAACGACCUGCCUAGGAUCCCCGAUUCCCCGUCAUAUGCAAGCCCAACGUCGGCGCCAUGGAGCCGUCCCUCAAGAUCGCCAACGUCAACACUACAAGGCGGUAAGCCCUCCCCUCGAGCUCGACUCCAGCCCGGCGACGACGACGACCUGAUUCCUACCGGUGGACGAUGAUGUGCUCUGGCCCAACCGCCUCGACCUCAACAAGCCUCCUCAAGAUUCGUCACCGUGGGCUGCGCCCCUCUCUUCCUUCACGACCAGGAGUUGACGAGGAGAACCAUCAACUUGAUUGAUUGGUUGUCUACUCGAAAAGAAAAGAAGAUGAAAAUGAGUGGAUCUGAAGAAGGAGAGAGGGCAAGAAGAAGAGACGCCGUGCGGCUUGUAGUGGGUGAGAAUUGUCUAGCCGGCAACGGAUUUCCAGCAAGGGCGGCAGAGAAAAAUCCAUGACGAGAUGAACGCCACCACGAUCAUGGAUGUCAUCGAGGUACCUCUGUUUCCUCAGUCCUACUCCUACCAGGAAAGUUUUCAGAUAGUUACUGCUAAGAACUUCUAUGCAGUUCUCUUGGGCAAUAAAACUGCAGUCACUGGAGGGAGCAAACCAAAUGACCAUAUAUUUAUCUACUACUCAGAUCACGGGGGUCCUGGAGUCCUUGGUAUGCCCAACCUGCCAUAUCCCUAUGCUGUGGAUUUUAUCAAGGUCUUACAAGAAAAACAUGCAUCCAACCCCUACGCAAAAAUGGUUAUAUAUGUGGAAGCUUGUGAAAGUGGCAGUAUUUUUGAGGGUUUGAUGCCUGCAGACCUCAAUAUUUAUGUCACAACAACAUCUAAUGAAGAAGAAAGCAGCUGGGGUACAUACUGCCCAGGAAUGGAACCAUCGCCUCCUUUUGAGUAUAUUACCUGCUUAGGUGAUCUCUACAGUAUUUCUUGGAUGGAAGACAUGUAUGUAACUCGUAACCUAAAUUCACAAUGAUUAGAUUAAUUUACAGAGUACCAGUGUUUAGCAGAAUAGGGUACAAUGACCAGCAGCUGAUGAGUUAUAUUUAGUUGCACUACUUUGCACUGCAUAGUACCUCAAGGAGGAUUUUGUAACAAGUCAUGUCCAUUCCUUCCUUUAGUUCCGAAGUACAUGGCAUAGAACCUGCGAAUCUGGAUUACACAAGUCUGCUGAAGAAUCUGUUUGUAUAUUAAGCAUUCACUUAAUGACGUGUUUGGUUAUCCUAGUUCCAGGUUCAGAUUGUUUGUAGAGUAAUCAUACAUCAAUAGCGUAUGUGCGGUCUGUAUAAAAUGGAUAGGCGUAAGUUUUCUUAACCAACUUGCUGCGCAUUAUUGGUUCUAGCUGAAAUAUCUUUUCCCCUGCAUCUUACACCAAGGGAGAUUCAGGGAAUAAGUGAGGUGCAUAAGUAUAACAACAAGGCAGGCGAGAUACCAGUGGUGUAGGCUUCAACAUUCAGUCGUUGUGGCCACAAUGCACUCUUAUUUAAUAAUAUAAUUUGCAUGUUUUAUAUUUGAGAGGGAAUUAGAUUUAGCCUAGCCGUGCCGUCCAUCCCAGAUGCUAAUAAAUUGUGUAACUACAUAAGUUCUUUUUUGACUGCAGAAAUAGCAUCGGCUGCAAAGAUGGAGUAUGUUUUACAUGUUUUUUUGUUGUUGAAAAAAGUAUGCUUUUCAUCUUAACCAUACACUCGACAAAAAAUGUUGUUUUGCUGAAGAAUUUCUUUUCAGCUAUGGUAUUUAAGCUCAGAGUUACUAACUCAAUGAGGUGUAUUAUAAAUUUGGAGGCACUAUUUUUUUUUCAUAUACAGAAAUGUAUUUGACACCUCUGAGCAUCUACAGAUCUUGCAAUUUGUAGAUAGCAUUUGCCUUCCGAAAAGUUUCCUUGAGACCAUGUGAGUCUGAAGAUAAAUUGUUUAAUAGUGAAUGUUGUUAUAUUUAUGCAAGUUGGAUGCUAUUAAAAAUUUCUUAUUUCCCAUUUUGGGAAUGAAUUGUGCUUUAUACUAGCUGUUAGAGAAAUAUUGGAACACAGUGUGCAUGAUAGUUCUUUUUAGAAUACGUAAAGAACUUUGUAUCCCGAUGAACUCACGAAAAAAGAGAUUUGGAAUUAUGUCCAAGCCUAAAGAAGGGCCAUGCCUAAAAUAGAAUUCCGCACCCCUUUCUAAUAUUACUAACGGGUUGAUGUUGUUGCACGUCGUGGCGGGGACGGCCGUGUAGCAGCCGUAUGUGCACUGCUUGUGCGGGGCGCCAAUCUGGAGGCCCCUGAUCCGAAGGGAAGCCACUGGAGCUGCUGUGGGAGAUGGUGGCGGUACGCUGGUAGAGCUGGGAGCAUACGUGGAGGGGCUGGACCUACUGGUCCUUGAAGGUGCUGAUAUACAUAGGUGCUUUGAGAAAAAAAUCAGUUAGGUAUGAUUCUCAGUUCUCACUACCUCCGCGGGAUGCAAUUAAAAUUUCAAAUCUUUAUUGUUAUUUCCGACUAAUUUUGCGGCUGAUUGGACAAUAUCAGUUACUAACUUAAUUCAAAUGGCUGGACAAUUAUCUGACACAAUUUUAUAGUGUUUUACUUUAUUUCUGUAACUGUUACCCUAUAAAUUUAGUUUGUUUUGUAUGUCUGCUCCACUGGGCAGCUGCUGCAAGCUUUCAAGUUUGGCUCUUGCACCAUUGUUUCAUAUUUGUAUGCUCUAUUUUCCUGUUCAAUCAUUUUGGUAUUUAUAUAUGGCCUGUGUUUGUGAGAAUCUUAUUCAAUCAAAGGUUAUAAGAUAUAUUACAUUGCCUUUGUUAUCUCUCAUAUAUAUUUUACAUAGAUCACUAUAUGAAAAACUUAACCCUUAUGAGGUCGCGAUUAUGUUACAUGUUGACUACAUAUAUAGUUUGUUCUACAAAUCAUCGCGUUGAACUUGCAAAAUCAGGUUGGAUGUAGCUCUGAUAUAAUUAUGUAUGAAGUGAUAUGAAGGUGCGCUCAUGUCUUGCAAGAUGUCAUGCAAGACAUCCUGCUUCUGUAUCAUGUAAAUGUGCACAUCAUUGAUGCACGAACACUGAUUUUUUUUUCCAUCUUUGAAUGUUCCAUAGGAAGUUCAGAUUUUUAUUGACCAUUUUUGUACAUAACUAUGUAUUUUUUUCAUUGAUAAUUAGGUGAAUUCAUUUAUAUGGAGGUCGCAUUGUUUUUUAGGGAAUUAUUCCCCUGGUGAAUUGGUGGGCAUUAUCAAUGCUGCUGCAUUUUAAGUUAGUGGUCAAAAUGCUAGCUAGGAUAAAUGACAGUGAUGUAUUUGCAUUGCUGCAUAAAUUCAUGGAGUGAUUCAUAUUUUCUUGACUCAUUUUACGUGU
This is a messenger RNA of Triticum aestivum (bread wheat), 3630 nucleotides long. RefSeq names its product vacuolar-processing enzyme beta-isozyme 1. The record is from RefSeq and is a predicted model, not a curated record. The coding region runs from base 770 to 1288 and encodes 172 amino acids. Gene Ontology annotation, biological process: vacuolar protein processing. Gene Ontology annotation, molecular function: cysteine-type endopeptidase activity. Lineage: Eukaryota; Viridiplantae; Streptophyta; Magnoliopsida; Poales; Poaceae. The transcript has 4 exons.